CCUCUUAAGAAUCAACAGCAUGGAUGGAUGCAUUUAGCCUGUAACAAUGACAAGGGCAAAAAAAGGCGACAGCAUUUGUCGCAGAGUGCCCGCUGUUUCACUUCACCUGGCAUGUUUGAUGUCAUCUUCCGAAGAUCAGGCAUUGUUUGGUCUUUUCACGCUGCCCGUUCUGGGACUAAGCGGUCAAAACAGGAUGGAGUUUCCUCUCCCGCUGGGGACAGGGGACUUGGCGCGCGCUAAGGAGUCGCGUGGAAGCUAUGCCGGGGAGCAUGGGGUCGCUGCUUUAGCAGGGCGAUGUUAGCGCAAUGCUUGCCAGCGCUGCGGAAAUUCCGGGUCCGCGUCCGCGAGAAGGUGGGUGCAUGGGAAAUUGGGAUGGUCGCCGAGGGAAUCGCUAUAAGGCUGAACGAGGUUUCUAGCGGCCUGGUAAAUAGGGGGACGCUAGUACGGGAUUCUGGAAAAAGGCAGGGACAUGGAUUGGAGCAAUGGAAAAAUUGUCGAGGCUCAUAAUCAUGUUCGUGUGUUCUAUUACUCCGUGUCGAGGCCUGAGUCAGAGUCGACUGGUGCUAAACCCUCACCGGUAAGUUGGAGCUAAUAAAGAGGUAGGAAAGCGAAGAGCCAUGCGGAUUGUGUGUCAUUGGUAAAUUUGCUUUUGGAUAGCGUCGCCUCAUUGUACGUGGCUGUCAAACCGUACGACGAUCUGUCAUGACCCUGACGAUGGAA
Cucurbitaria berberidis CBS 394.84 is the source of this 720-nucleotide messenger RNA. RefSeq lists its product as uncharacterized. The record is from RefSeq and is a predicted model, not a curated record. The transcript has 2 exons. Lineage: Eukaryota; Fungi; Ascomycota; Dothideomycetes; Pleosporales; Cucurbitariaceae. Bases 47 to 301 code for a protein of 84 amino acids.